Nasonia vitripennis (jewel wasp) is the source of this 2172-nucleotide messenger RNA. RefSeq names its product autophagy-related 3-like (gene Atg3). The record is from RefSeq and is a predicted model, not a curated record. NCBI's taxonomy places the organism in Eukaryota, Metazoa, Arthropoda, Insecta, Hymenoptera, Pteromalidae. Gene Ontology annotation, molecular function: Atg8-family ligase activity. The transcript is spliced from 6 exons. Gene Ontology annotation, cellular component: cytoplasmic ubiquitin ligase complex; cytosol. Bases 360 to 1310 code for a protein of 316 amino acids. Gene Ontology annotation, biological process: autophagy of mitochondrion; nucleophagy; autophagosome assembly.
CGCGCAUGCGUAGUUAUAAAAAAAUACGUUCAUCAGUGCAGGGCGCAAGCAUAAAACCACCUAACAUUAUAUUUUGUUGUAUGGCUAGAUAAGUACCUAUAGCAUCAUCACAGAAGGCUGUACUGCUGUAGAAGAGUGAUUGAGCAGAGCGAGUCGGUGUAAUCUACGUCUGGAGUUUGGGUCUGCAUGCCCAUGGCUCUCUGCCGAACGGAUUACAGUCGUGUAUACUAUAAUAUCUGUAUAAGCUGUCUGUGCUUUCGUUAAUCGUUAAUACGAUAAUACGAUUGGAAAUAAGGUCUAACAAGAGCCAGUUUCUGCAUCUAUCAGAGCAGACUUUUUUCAAGACAAAACUUGUUAUCAUGCAAAGUGUUAUAAACUCCGUUAAGGGCACUGCUCUCAGUGUUGCAGAGUAUUUAACCCCUGUUCUCAAGGAAAGUAAAUUUAGGGAAACUGGAGUUUUGACUCCCGAAGAGUUUGUAGCUGCUGGCGAGCACCUUGUUCACCAUUGUCCCACUUGGCAAUGGGCAGUUGGAGAUGUAGACAGAGCUAAACCUUAUCUUCCAAAAGAUAAACAGUUUUUACUUACAAGAAAUGUUCCUUGCACUCGCCGAUGUAAACAAAUAGAGUACUGUGAUGAACAAGAACAAAUUAUAGAAGCUGAUGAUCCAGAAGGUGGAUGGGUUGAUACUCAUCAUUAUGAUGUGAAUCUUACAGGUGUAGAAGAAAAAGUUUCUGAAAUGACAUUGGAAGAAGCUACACCAGCAGCAUCUGCUAAUUUAGCUGGUGAUUUGGAAGAUGAGGAUGAUGAUGAGGAAGCGGCGGAUAUGGAAGCCUUUGAAGUCAGUGGGAUGCUUGAUGAGCAAGACAAAUACACUACAGAUGCAUCCAAAAAACAAGCCAAAGAAAACCAAGAAUCAUUUUCAGAGGGUGAAAUUAUUAGAACGCGUACAUAUGACUUGCACAUUACUUAUGACAAAUAUUAUCAAACACCAAGACUGUGGCUUUUUGGGUAUGAUGAGAAUCGAAAACCUUUAACUGUUGAGGAAAUGUAUGAAGAUGUCAGUCAAGAUCAUGCCAAGAAAACUGUCACAAUGGAAACUCAUCCCCAUAUGCCUGGGCCUCCCAUGGCAUCUGUACAUCCUUGCAGACACGCCGAAGUUAUGAAAAAAAUUAUAGAAACUGUAAUGGAAGGUGGCAGAGAAUUAGGAGUUCACAUGUACCUUAUAAUAUUUUUAAAAUUUGUACAAUCCGUCAUACCAACAAUUGAAUAUGAUUAUACUCAAAAUGUUACAUUAACUAGUUCAAGUUAAGGGUAAAAGAAAAUCAAGCCUUUUUUUAAGUCAGCUUGUAACCAGUCUCAUUAAUUUUAUGAAUUUUGUUAAUGGGUUUGUCAAUUGCAAUAAAAAUUUUAAUGUAUUGAUUUUUGAAAUUCUGAAUUUAUUUUAACAUUUUGCUAUUACUGUAUAAACAUGUAUAUUUUCGAGUAAUGCGUCUUAAAUAAGCAAAUAAUAAGCGAUAGAAAAAUUGUCAUGUUAGAAAAGUAGAAUAUUGACAAAAGUCUGUUACAAAUUUCAUACAAUUUUUUUUUUAUUUGUAAGGUUUAUGAGUUAUUUGGUAAUUAAACUUGUUAAAUACACCUAGUACUACGUAUAUGUACAUCUUUUUAUUUCUAUAAGUAUGCGUAUCUUACUAAUUAGCAAUAUAAAAUCCAAAUAAGAAAAUGUUUUAAUGUAUUACACAAAUUUUCCCGUAACUUACAAUUUAUAUCUACUUGAAGUAUUCUUUUAAUUAAUUGAAAAAGUAUUCUGGAUUCAAAUUUACAGUACUAGUAUUAAAUAUUUAUGUGUGAACCGAAUGGUGGUUCAAAUUAUUUUAAUAAUGUAGCUUUUCUAUGCGUCAUUUUUAUUUAAUAUAUCUGCUUUAGGUGUCAUUUUGAUACUAUUUGUAUAAUACUCUUGAACACUCUCAAAAUACAUGUAAAACAAUGGUUAAUCAUUUUCAAAACUGGAAUUGGUAUGAUUAGUAAUAAAAAGCAUAUGUUGUAUCUACAAUUUUUAUACCAAUUUAAUUUGGUUAAAUCAACAAUAUACCAUCAUGAUUUUAUAUUGUAAGCAAUUUUCUGUAAUUAUUAAAUGGUGAUAAUGAAAAUAUCAUUUCAUACUUACACACAUA